Molecule: messenger RNA, 1363 nt
Organism: Trichosurus vulpecula (common brushtail)
Lineage: Eukaryota; Metazoa; Chordata; Mammalia; Diprotodontia; Phalangeridae
Product: glutathione S-transferase kappa 1-like
Exons: 8
Coding region: 428-1120 (230 amino acids)
Biological process (GO): glutathione metabolic process
Cellular component (GO): peroxisome; mitochondrion
Molecular function (GO): glutathione peroxidase activity; glutathione transferase activity
Source: RefSeq, a predicted model, not a curated record
GGUGACAUUUAUUCGGCUCCAGGGAUAAGCAGGGAUAAUCGCUGUAAUAGGGACACCACGCGAUCCACCGGAUAAAUGACGUCACGCAAAGAUGGCAUCGCUGUUACGAAGAGACUCGGUCUCAGGUACCGCACUCCUGGCCGGCUGGUAAACUCCCAGCAGCGGGCCCCGGGGACGGCCGCACGGAGGCAGCAGGAGCCCAGGGAAGGGCUGGCCCGGCUCCUCCUCCCGGGCUUCAGUCGCUGGGCUCGUGCGCUGCUUCUCCCAACCAGGUCGCCCAGCUCCAGGGGCGGAUCCCACCGGGAGCCUAUUGGGUGGAAGAAGGGGUAAAGGGCACCGCGGCCCGCCUCCCCCCUCCCCCCAAAAAAGAAAAAGAGCGUGGCCGGCGGUCUCUGGGAGACCUCAUCGUUUGCCCGGAUCCACCACCAUGCUGAGCCUGCCGAGGAAGCUGGAGCUCUUCUACGAUGUGCUGUCCCCCUAUUCUUGGCUAGCCUUCGAGGUCCUGUGUCGCUAUCAGAACAUCUGGAACAUCAGCCUGAAGCUUCGACCAAGUUUCCUAGUAGGGAUAAUGAAGGACAGUGGGAACCUACGACCUUUCCUUGCACCCCGAAAAAAGAAAUACCUGAUAGAUGAACUCCAGCACCUGGCAGAAUUUUACCAAGUUCCCCUUGUGAUUCCCAGAGAUCCUCGAGGAGCCAUCAUAGAUAAAGGGAGCCUGGAUGCCAUGAGAUUCCUCAGUUCUGUCGAAAUGGAAAAGCCUGAGAUGUUGGAGAAAGUGUCUAGGGAGCUGUGGAUGCGCAUCUGGUCACAGGAUGAAGAUAUCACAGAAUCCCAGAGCAUCCUGACUGCUGCAGAGAAAGCAGGACUUUCUGAAGAACAGGCUAAUUAUCUACUGGAAAAGUGUUCAACAGAAGAGGUGAAGAAGAAACUAAGAGAGACCACAGAUACAGCCUGCAGAUAUGGGGCCUUUGGGCUGCCCAUCAUAGUGUUCCACAUGAAUGACAAAUCCCACAUGCUCUUUGGCUCUGACAGGAUGGAGCUGCUGGCCCACCUGCUAGGGGAACAGUGGCAGGGCCCAGUACCCAACACUAUGAAAGGCAAACUCUCAGCAACUGAUUAGAAGGAGAAGCUGCCCAACCCGAGGAGCCAGACCCUUCCUCCUCACAAUGUCCUCUUCAUGGAAUCCAGGAUGCUAGGGUUCUUCAUUCAUAUAUUCUCAUGAUUGUAUGGAAAAGGUAUGGUGUCCUGAACUUAGAGCCCUGAGACUGUCCUAUUCCUUCUACUCAAAAGUACCCUAGGUAGGGCUCCAACCUUCAUUGUUAAAAUAAAAUCCCUAGUAGCGAAUAUUCUUGUGUACCUAUCA